UUAAAGAGAAAUUCGAGAAGAGAAGUCAUCGUACCACUCUCGGAAAUUCUAGAAAGGCCUAUAUCGACGACAGUUUAUUUGUGAUUAACACCCGACGCCGACACUGAAAGCUCGCUCUAGGUCAACCUUAGGGAGACUCGCGUCGACUUUUCUAUCAACCAUUGGAGGCCUAUCUACGCUUACAUACAGUACUUCGGACAUACCCACGAGGUGACGGACCGGAAACUGGGCACAGCGACAACAAACUUUCCCUUCGCCGCCAGUCCACGCGUCAAAAACGCAAAACGAGUCUGAGCACUCCGUUUCCCGUUUCCGCGAUCAUAGCAGACGACGAGAACUAAGCUAGAAGGUCGGAAUUGACAUUAUCAUUUGCAUCGAGCAAUGGCGAGUUCGAAUCCGCAGAAUGUCAUUCGUAGGAAACUAGUCAUCAUCGGCGAUGGAGCUUGUGGUAAGACCUCUUUAUUGAGCGUCUUCACCUUAGGAUACUUCCCAACUCACUACAUCCCGACCGUAUUUGAGAACUAUGUCACAGACUGCAGAGUAGACGGCAAGUCGGUACAAUUAGCACUAUGGGAUACCGCCGGCCAGGAAGACUACGAACGACUGCGACCGCUCGCAUACUCGAAGGCGCACGUGUUAUUGAUAGGGUUUUCGAUCGAAUCGCCGGAUUCACUUGACAAUGUGAAACACAAGUGGAUAGAAGAAGCGACGGAGCGGUGUCCGGGGGUCCCCAUCAUCCUAGUAGGCCUGAAGAAGGAUCUGCGCGACGACCCCGUGGCGAUCGAGGAGAUGCGCAAGAAGAGUCUCAAGUUCGUGACGGAACGGCAGGGCGAGCAAGCGGCACAGGAAAUCGGCGCGCGAAAAUAUCUCGAGUGCUCGAGUCUUAGCGGCGAGGGUGUCGACGACGUCUUCGAGGCCGCGACCCGCGCCGCCUUGCUUACUUUCGAAAAAGGAGAGGGCGCCGGGUGCUGCGUCAUAUUAUGAGACAGCACAAACGCGAUGCGAUACAGCGGUAUAGAAACGGGGGAGAAGAACGCGACGACGAGUUUUCCGCGAAACGACUAAAAAGAGGUGUAUACCGGAGCCGAAGGGAGUUUAGCGGGAAUGGCAUUUUGGAUAGUUCGCUUUCCUUUGUUAUCAUCUUGGGACGUGAGAAGAGGAGAGACGCAUGAACGGGGGGAAGAGGUAGGGGCGCCACUAGGAGCUUGCGAGCCGGAAAGAAGCAAUAGGGGGGGCAGAGAUCUACCACCAAACCCACCAAUAUCGAGGCGAAAAAGGCUGCUUGCGAGGACUCGACUACACUACUACAUACCCAGCAAGCAUCACGACCACAUUAUCUACCUGCAUAUCUACAUAUACCAUCUAUCGAGAGUGUCGAAGAGAUAUCUUAACGCGACACCUGGACUUUCGCUCGCCUACAGAUGAAACCUACCUGCA
Molecule: messenger RNA, 1437 nt
Organism: Annulohypoxylon truncatum
Lineage: Eukaryota; Fungi; Ascomycota; Sordariomycetes; Xylariales; Hypoxylaceae
Product: Rho2 GTPase
Exons: 5
Coding region: 382-984 (200 amino acids)
Biological process (GO): small GTPase-mediated signal transduction
Molecular function (GO): GTP binding; GTPase activity
Source: RefSeq, a predicted model, not a curated record